Molecule: messenger RNA, 1884 nt
Organism: Trachymyrmex cornetzi
Lineage: Eukaryota; Metazoa; Arthropoda; Insecta; Hymenoptera; Formicidae
Exons: 6
Coding region: 1-1884 (627 amino acids)
Biological process (GO): chemosensory behavior; sensory perception of taste; male courtship behavior
Cellular component (GO): axon; neuronal cell body; dendrite
Source: RefSeq, a predicted model, not a curated record
AUGGUUUUCGGUUUACUCGAAAUGUCCAGAAUUUUUAUCAACUUGAUAGCAUUUCAAAUGGAUAUGCUAUACAUAAAUUGCGUUUGUAUCUUAAAAGCCUGUUUCAAAGAAAUCAACGAUAAUCUGGAGAAUCUGCCGGUGAUCGUGGUGAAUAAUCCUAGAUGGAUCUAUCAUGAGCAGAGACAUCCGUUCUUGCUGAUAAAACUUAAGGUUCUGAAGAAACAGCAUCUGAUGAUAAGUGACACAGUGAAAAUGCUUAACAUGAUUUUCAGUCUGCAUCUUCUCGCUACCAUAGCUGUAUCCUUCGGGCAGACAAUAUUCUACGUCUAUUUUGAUGCAAUACAAUGGCAAAACGGGAUAUCCUUAAAUCGAGACAGGAUUUAUAAUGUAUUUUUCAUAUCAGUAUUAAUAUAUUACUUCACAAGAUUAACAUUAAUAGUGUGGGCUUGCGAAACCGGCAAAAAUGAAGCGAUAAGAAUUAGCACUACCAUUCACGAUGUGCUUAAUAGCAUCAAAAAUGUGCAAAUCAGAGAUGAGUUAAAUUUGUUCUCCUUGCAAAUAUUGCAUUGCGAUAAUACAUUCUCCGCGAAAGGUAUAACUGUAGAUGCAACGUUGAUGACUGUGAUGGUGAGUAGCGUUUCCACAAAUUUUAAAGUCAAGUCAAGGGCCAAAACGAAAGGAGAAAGGUGGAGAUUGUUCCGUGCCACCGAUUUUCAAUCUUUGAUGUAUCCCAACUUUAUCAUAAGUAAAAUUCUCGGAAUAUUUCCAUACAGAAUUAAGGCUUCAUCUUUUGAAACAUCUAAACCGCGCUAUAUUCUAUGGACUAUUAUUCUCUGCGUAAUCUGUGUUUAUGAGUUGACAAUGUUGUAUGAACUCAAUUUUUCUGGAAAAAUCAAGAUUGAUGUACCCAAGACCAUCUCGUUGAAUUUCUCCUUUUUGUAUGGAUUAUUUCUAACGGUUAUCUCUUAUGCCUUGAGUGGUCCACGAAUGCGUUUACUUCAGACCGUAUCAGAUAUUUCUUUAAGAUUGCCCCGGAAAUCAUAUCAAAAACUUUCUAAAUUAAUACACCCUAAGGACGUAUUCGGAUUUUUCUUUCAUUUCUGGCUAGCGCUAACAUAUUUCUUGUAUUCUGAAACGAUGGUUUUUGGUUUACUCGAAAUGUCCAGAGUUAUCAUUAGCUUGUUGGCGUUUCAAAUGGAUAUGCUAUACAUAAAUUGCGUUUGUGUCUUAAAAGCUUGUUUCAAGGAAAUCAACGAUAAUCUAGAGAAUCUGCGAGAACUUGUAAUGAAUAAUAUUCCUAGACUAUAUCAUGAGCAGAAACAUCCAUACUUGCUGAUAAAACUUAAAACUGUGGAGAAACAGCAUCUGAUGAUAAGUGACACAGUGCAGAUGCUUAACAUGAUUUUCAGUCUGCAUCUUCUUGCUACCAUAGCGUUAUCUUUCAAGCAGAUAAUAUUCUACUUGUAUUUCAAUGUAAUACAAUGGCAAAACGGGAUAUCCUUGAAUCGAGAUAAUAUUUAUAAUGUAUAUUUUAUAUCAUUUCUAAUUUAUUAUUUUAUAAGAUUGACAUUGAUAGUGUGGGCUUGCGAAACUGGCAAAAAUGAAGCGACAAAAACUGGCACUACCAUCCACGAUGUGCUUAACAGUAUCAGCGAUGUGCAAAUCAAAGAUGAGUUAAAUUCGUUUUCCUUGCAAAUAUUGCAUUGCAAUAAUACAUUCUCCGCAAAAGGUCUUACUGUAGAUGCAACGUUGCUCACUGUGAUGGUGAGUAGUGUUUCCACAUAUCUAUUAAUUUUAAUACAAUUUUUGAUCAUGACACAUUCUUGCGACAGUAAGACAGAUGCAGUUAAUUAUACACAAUUUAAUUAUUACAAAGGCGUUUGA